Colletes gigas is the source of this 2212-nucleotide messenger RNA. It is a transcript of the gene Agxt, whose product is annotated as alanine--glyoxylate aminotransferase. Lineage: Eukaryota; Metazoa; Arthropoda; Insecta; Hymenoptera; Colletidae. Gene Ontology annotation, cellular component: peroxisome. The transcript is spliced from 7 exons. Gene Ontology annotation, molecular function: L-serine:pyruvate transaminase activity; L-alanine:glyoxylate transaminase activity. Bases 540 to 1733 code for a protein of 397 amino acids. The record is from RefSeq and is a predicted model, not a curated record.
CUAUUCGCUUUCGUCUUAUUUAUGCAAGUCACGAAGAUUCUGGGGGUUAUCAAGACGCAGUAACUUAUCAAGCUAUUUUCGUCUCCCAACGAGGAGAUUUCUUUGCCCUCCCUUUCUCUUCACAAUGUAUUACUUUGUUUAGCUUCUCUUUUUGCUUUCGAUACUUCUUACUAAUCAACAUUUCGAAAUCCGUGACUUCGCGUCGUAUAAUGCAGUUCGUAAGUAAACUUACUAAAUAAAUAAAUGUGAUCCAAAUUAUAUCGCGUUCAGUCUCGUCUGGUAUACGAGGAUGGUAAAUUAAAGGACUGGUAACCUAAAUUCUAAAUACGCUACUGUUACUAAUACUUUCGUCCAGCACCGUAUGUGGCCAACUAUUGCGAUACGGUUUAACAUAGUAAUAGCGAGAUUUCAGUAUGUCACGUACCGUGGCAGCGUAAACAGUAAAGCUAAUUGUUAAAUCUGAUAUCGCUUGCUGAUAACAGCAACUUCCAGCAGCUGUGCAGUCCAUCGAUCGAUCCCUGAAAAAUAAAACGAAAACGAUGAGUCGCGAAUGGAACGAGUUGGCCGUGCAGAAAGUGCCGCCGAUGGAGCUUAAAUCUAAACUGCAGUUACCGGUAAAAACUUUGACGAGUCCGGGACCAACUAAUUGCUCGGAGCGGGUUCUUAACUCUUUAAAGAAUCAAAUAAUCGGUCAUCUACAUCCGGAAAUCUGUCAGUUGAUGGAUGAAAUUAAGCUUGGCCUUCAAUACGUGUUCCAAACGAAGAACAGACUUACUUUGGUACUGAGUUCAUCCGGCCAUAGCGGCAUAGAAGCAAGCUUGGGUAAUUUACUCGAGCCCGGCGAGACGAUAAUCAUCGUCAAAACUGGAAUUUGGGGUGAACGCGCGGCUGAGACAGCCAAUCGACUCGGUGCACACGUCGUGUUGCUGGAAACAAAGCAAAACGAGGCCGUUACGUUGGACGAAUUGGAAACCGCCUUGAUGAAACACAGGCCAGCGGCAGUUUUCAUGGUACAGGGUGAAUCAUCCACGGGCGUGAAACAACCAUUGGAAGGCAUGGGGGACCUUGUUCACAAGUACAAUGCUCUUUUGAUCGUCGACGUGGUUGUGUCACUUGUUGGCGAGCCGUUCUAUAUGGAUUCUUGGGGCAUCGAUGUGGCUUACACCGGCAGCCAGAAGGCCCUUGGUGCCCCCCCAGGACUCACACCGAUUUCGUUCGGUCCACGAGCAGAAGAGAAAUUGUUUCGAAGAAAGACGAAACCGUUCUCUUUCUAUUGGGACAUGUCAAUUCUCGGUAUUUAUUGGAAAUGUUUCGGGAACAAAGAUCGAGCGUAUCAUCACACGGUAAGUGUUACGCUUCUGUACGGUUUGCGAGAAGCCUUGGCUGAAAUUGCCGAAGAGGGUCUUCCAGCAGCUUGGUCCAGACACGCCGCCGCAGCUGCCAGAUUGAGAAAGGGUCUUGAAUUACGGGGUCUUCGCUGUUACGUGAAAAUUCCACGGUAUCAAUUAUCCACAGUGACCGCUAUAGAGCUGCCAUCUGGCGUCGACGAGAUGAUCAUUGUGCAACGAGCUAUGGCUACCUACAAAGUCGAAAUCGGUCGAGGCUUAGGACCUACCAUGGGGCAAAUAUUGCGAAUCGGUUUGUUGGGAAUCAACGCCAAGUCUGAAACAGUCGACCUUGUCCUGAGGGCUCUCGACGAAGGACUGAAACAUGCUUCACGACCAAAGUUAUAAAUAAAACUCAUCGAGUAUCGUUUAACCGUAAAACAAACAAUUUCGCGAUCAUUUACGAUCGUUAGGCAGUAAAUUACAAAGGCUUCUUGUUAGUAAUAAUGUAUGUUAUUCCAUUGCCCUUAGCGAUAAAUUAUUUUCUAAUAUUUUCAAAUACUUUGAACAAUUGAAUGACGAUUUCGGAUACCAUACAGAUUAUCGAGCCUGCAACUUCACGUUUGUUUGUCGAACAUUCGUACAGAUGGCAGUGCAAACGCUCAGUGAUUCUGCUCUUUGAUCUUUGUCUCUAAUUUCGUAAAGAAAAUAGAUCUAAUUUAUUAAAUUUUGUGUGAAUCACUGGGAAUUCACGAUCCUUACAUUUUUGUAAGCGAAACGAAUAUAUAUUUUGGUUAGAUAUUUAAAUAAAACACACGAACACGACAAUACGUAUUGUAAACUUGUUUUUGAGGUUAUACCAGAGAUUCAAAUUUUACCUGAUACUA